Messenger RNA from Rattus norvegicus (Norway rat), 23193 nucleotides. The record is from RefSeq and is a predicted model, not a curated record. NCBI's taxonomy places the organism in Eukaryota, Metazoa, Chordata, Mammalia, Rodentia, Muridae.
UUCCUGGAGAGCGAUUUGCACUAGCCAUAAGCACAUUCAGGCCCUUUGGCCUGAGGCUUCCUUCUUCGAGAAGAAAGAGCUCAGAGAAGCAAGCGCCACAGGCACAAAGAUGUCUGGGCCACGCUACUGAUCAAGCAAAGAGUCCAAUUGCAUCUCACCCAGCUCUGAAGAACCUGGCCUGAAAAGGACAGUGAGACGCCUCUAGGGACAUUAUAUAAUGUCACACGGGACAGCACAGAGCAGUGGCACGGGGCCGAAAGCUGUGAGGGAAGGAAAGGCGGACUUCAAGGUCUGUCCCUCUGCAGAAGCUGGAGUUGUCCCCUGCUGCACGUGGGGCCAUGUCAGCUGUAGAAGCUCACACAGCACUUUAUUCACUCCUGGGUAAUACCAGAAGGAUCAAGUUCAGGGGUAGGAAAUGUCAUUUCCCUCCCCCACUCUCCUGGGACAAAUGUGUGGCCACAUCAGGUAGCAGCGAGCAGAGAGAGUACACUUCCUGGAUUGUGCUGCUGACCCAGAUAGAAAAAUGGAGCGCUCCUUGGGUGUUGGUAAAAGUAGACUAUAAAGGGAUGGGACCGAUGUGGUAGAGGCCCCAUCAGCCAGAACAGAGGGGCUGGCAGGAGGACUGGCUACAGACAGGCGAGGUGUUCGGGCUUGAAGCUUGCACCCCAUAGGGACCUGUGCUAUUAGUGCAGAAGCAUUGGAUUCUUCUAUCUUCAAGAUGAAGUAAAUGGGAUGAGGUCAUCUACCCAAGGUGGGCUUGAAGACCCCAAAAUAGCUCAUGAAGAGGAAGCCCAACUUCCGGCUUCAGCGCUUAGUCCAGGACCAGAGUUUCACCUUAGAGUCGAUGGACCACACCCCCUAUAGGAUCAUGUGUGCACUCCUCACUCUGAGUGGGCUGUUAGAAAAGCGCUUAGCUGGGGCUUCAGUGGCACAUGUCCACCAUUCCAGAUCCCAGAAGCCCAAGAUGGAGGCUUGCAGGACUAGCUCUUCCUGAGGCCUCUUCCCUUUGCUCAUAGUGUUUACUCCCCAUGUCCUCUGUGUGCUCCUAUCCUGACCUCCUCUUCAUAUAAGGACCUCACUAUAUGUGACAAGGGCUCACGUUAGUGACCCAUUCUAACCUCAUCACAUCAGUAAAGGAUCUUGUUCCAAAGGUCGAAACCAGAGAUCAAAAAAUAAGAAUUUGGAGGCGUUGCUAAUUCUGUGUAUAACAUCACUCCUUCUACAUACCUUCCCUAGACCACCAGGAGCUUGCUUUGCUUCCUCUGAGGGCCUCUCCAGCACCCAUGAAAUGUCACCUUCAACCCUACCAGCAAAUCACCACUUGAAUGUCCCAUGUGUGUGCCUCAUUGCCUGAGAACCUGAGGUUCUGGCCCUGCUCAGAGCAUAGACUGGUAAUCUACAACUUGUUAGAUCCAGUCCUCCAUGGUCAACACCUGCUGGGGCAGGCAAUAUGAGAGGAUCAUGGAAUGGACAUCUCAUCAGGAUUCCAAAGUGAUACUAGGAGAAGUGGCAGAGGUCACAUUAGCCCAGCCACUUUCUAAAACCCUCAAUGGAGGGCAGAAUGCAGCUGAGGAGACAAAAAGGUGCCUCCUGCCUGCCCACAUCUCCAAUUACUGCCAGAGGGAGACAGGAAAACUGCAGCCUCCACCUCUGUUAUUUCCAUGCAAAGAUACCCUUCCCACCUCAUCCUACCCUGUGCAAGUGAGCAGGACCCCAUGCCAUGGCUGUCCCACUCAGACCCCAUCAAAGCGACCUGGCCUAGAUCCAGUGUCAAUGCAUCAGUGAGUCUAGGACAACCUUCGAAGAUGGCCCAUGGAGCACACCCUCGUAGACUGUUUUCAGAGUGUCCCUGAGUGGCACACAUCUUCCUUGUAACAACUGCCUGUGGGAUGCUUCUGUCUGGCUGCAGGCCUUCCUUCUGCACUCUCCCUGGAGGGCUGGUGGGGAAUGUUUGUAGCUGAAAGGAGAGCUUUGGGUAAGAUCACGUGGAAGACACCCUCUCCUGACUGUUGGAUCUUGCUGGCUGCCUCUCUCCCAGGGUUCCCUUUGGUGUUAAGGAUGUCUUAGCUUAUUCCCCUAACUGAAUGGAGGAGCCGGAUUCUGUAAAACUCAAGUUAUAUGCUCUGCAUAUAGGAUCCAAUUAGCUGGUUGGGAAGAGACGCCCAUACCCCACCAAGGAAUGUGAGCGAGCUCCUGACACAGCUCUACAAACCCACCACUUUGCCCAGUUCUCCCUGCUUCCUAAAGCCAGAAGGGACUUUAGAGAGCAUGUCGCUUAAGUCUCAUUUACCCAUGAAGAUGCAGGGACCCACAGGGAAUAAGUUCCUUGGUUCAAGAACAUAGAUAAUCCUUGUCACACGACAAACCUGGAUAGGCCUCCUGCAAGACCUCCUCAGUAACUGUCUUGGUCUUGAGCCUCCAGGCCUUCUCUAGGGCCCUUCUAAGGGAUAUUUUAGCCCCUGUUUGAGCAAGGGCUUCCACACAGUAGUAGGUGUAUCAGGAGCACACACGAAUGUCUGUCAACUUGCCUGGAAACCAUAAGGCGUGUACCCAACAGUCUCUCUAUGCAAUGGUUGGGAUAUUUCUUGGUUUAUCAUAUACCAUAGUGAUAGAAGUGACUCCAACUCUAUUGUGGAAGCCAUGGCAGGGAGUGAGUCUGGGACAAACAUUUUCAUGAUAAAAUCUAUCCCCAGUUCAUGGCAAGGGCUCACAGCAUCAUCUAGUGUGGGUUCAUGAGCCAUGCGGACAUGUGCCCUCCCUGCCUUCAGUCUCUGACUGUAUAUGACUGUAUAUGCUGGUCAUCAGUCCUCCCAGUAUUCCCUGUUCCUCCCUGGGCUUCAAGGCUUUCCCGAUGCCAAUUGCAUCUAAUAUUAACCAGACCACAAGUAUAGCCCUGGAAUUGAUUUGCUUCAAGGUUGAAUCAGUCACGGUGCCUUUUUAGUUCACAAAAUACAACUGUGUAUUUGGAUCCAGUGAGAAGUUGAUUUGAGUCCCAGAUUCAGUUCCCAGCAACCUCAAGAGCAUUUCAUGUUCCGGUGUCUCUGUGCUCUUUUAGCUCAGGCUAGCCUCAAACUCUUUGUAUGGCUGGUUAUGACCUUGAACUCUUGAUCUUCCUGCCUCCACCUCCCAAGAGCUGUAAUUAUGGGCAUGUGCCACUACACCUGGUUUAUACUGUACUGGGCAUGGAAACUGGGGCUUUGUGCAUGCUAGGCCAGCACUUUACCAACUGAGCUAUACUCCCUGCCCUACUUUUUAUCAGCUUCGAUUGACAGACACAGUAAAUGGCAAACUCUGCUUUCCAUUAGCCUUCACCUCUGGUCUCCCAGGGCUGUUGGAUAGGAGAGAACUGGAUUUGUUUAUUGCAGUAAAAUCCCCUAUGUGGCUGUGCUCCUUCCUAGUGGUGUAGGAAACCUCAUGACAAGUGCAGAGGUCCUGGGAAGGCUGUUUCCCCUCCUGCCUCUGUGGUUGGAGGCCAAGUUGCUCAUGUCAGAUAACCCUCCUGCUAGAAAAGUGAUGAAGUGUGUAUAAAUGCCACUCCUGAGUGGCCCAAAGCAGAUACAAAUAGAUGUUCUGGGCUCUGAGGGAAGGGAAGCCCCAGGGAAAGUCCUAACAGAUAGUGGGAUCUCACUGGCUAGAUGAUUCCAUUUGGACAUUGGGGUCAGAGCUGUCUAGAUGGAUAGAAGUAGAAGAGGGAUGUUUUUAUAAAGAGGAGCAUCUGCAAAAUCCACACCCAAAUCUUUCUCAAAUCCCUGAGACGCUCCUGAGCUGCCAUGUGUGUGCAGGGGAAGAACUGAAGGAUCCAAUGGAAACAGGAACUUAAGCUUGGAGAGUCCAGGGGAGAUUCAGGGGUUUCCAUUGUAGAGGCAGUGGUGGAGAGGUGAGGCCUGCCUUGGUGGAACUUAGCAAGCACCUUGGCUGUCUACAGGUUUCCUGGAAGGGAGAUUAGAGUCAUAACUCAUUCAUUCUAAGACCAAAGCAGUAACAAUCCCUCCAAAAGAGCCCUGUAACUGGCUUCAUUUUCAUAUUCUGCCAGCGAUUUUAUUUAAUGCUAGAAAACUCAACACUCUUAGAUAACAGGGACAGUUUGUGCAGCAUCUGAAUUGGAAGCCAGCAGAUACACAAAGAAGGAGAGCAUUUUGCCAUGCGUGAGCAUUCGUUUUGAUCAUCAGCGUGAACAGAAUCAUCCAGGAGACACCCCCCCCCCCCGUGUGUCUGGGAAGGUUUUUUUUUUUUUCAGAGAGGUUUAACUGAGGAGUGAAGACCCACUCUCAGUGUGGCUGCAGUCCAAAAGUCAAUGAAAAAGGGAGAAAGUGAGCUGAGCACCAGUGUUCAUCUCUCUCUGCUUCCUGAUUGUGGGUGGGAUGUGAGUGCCUGCUUCAUGCUCCUGCUGCCAUGCCUUCCCUGCCAUGAUGGACUGCACCUUAACCCAGGGAGCCCAGAUAAGCGCUACCCCCAUAUUGCUUCUCUUAGGCCCCUAUACCUGCUUUCAAGCUCUUGCUAUGCCAGCAGUGGGUUUACCAGAACAAGAAUGACUACAGAUGCCAGAAGAUGCAGGAAAGAGUAUUUACGGUGUGAGGAAUUCUAGAAACAGUUGAAGUAAAGCCCAGGGUGAAGCGGGUAGAACCUUCAUUUUUAUCUACUUGUUUAUUGGAUGAGCAUUUGAAGGCAUCUUUAAAGGGAGCUGGGCUCUGGACUGUAAGGAAACAGUGAAUAAGACAGAUCUUUUGCUCAGGAAGAAGUGUAGUAUGAAUUCUUAAAUAAUAGGACUUCAGUUUCUGAUCUAUGCAAUGAAGAAAAAUAAUGAAUGGCUAGAACAUGAUAUAAGACUGUUUCUGGAGUAUCUCAUCUGUGUUGCUCCCAUGAUGCCAGGAGCAAGUUAACUUUAUUUAAAAAAUGAGGGUUAUUUAGUUGGCAAUUCAAAAGGUUGGAAAACCACACAGCAUAGAAGUAGAGGGAGAGAGAAUCUCUCCUGUGUCUCAUUUUUGAAGACCACGAAUCAUGAAUCUCCUCAUCUGUGGGCUCACCUAACCCUAACCUUCUCCAGUAUCCCUAUCUACUCUCACACGACACAUGAAGCACUAGGGGCUUCAGCACACAAACUGGGAGAUGUUAGCCUCCAGUAUGGGGCCUGGUUGCCCUGGUUAUGCUUGAUGGUCUCAGCUGCUGUGUAUGGAGCCACAGUGGUUAUCAUUCAGCCACUGUGGUCCCUCCGCAUGGCCCUGGCUCCUGCCAUCCACCUUUAUUCUCCAGGAUGUGGCGAGGCGCUAUGUGGAGGAAGUGGUGGCCGUGUAGGUCAGGGCAGCUCUAAAGGCAGAGUCCUCUCUAGAGCUCCCACAGUCCAGCCAGAUCAGUGAUGGACGGGAAGGGCUGAUUCUCCACAAUAUCUGAGAGCUGGGCUUGUAUGUCCACUAUGGAGAAGCAGCCAAGCCAUGUGAGGAUCAGCUCUCUACCACGCAUGCAGCCUAGACAGGACGCAGGCCUGGGUAUAUGUUGGCCAUGCAGAGGAAUACCUGCCUGAGUCUCUGGAGUCCCUGUGUUAGCUCAUAAGGCUUCCUGCCAAGAAGGGUGGUAGCAGGCAGCCCAUGCCACAUGCUUGUGAUGGGAAGAUGCUAAGCUGCAUACUUGGGGUGGGCUUAGCGCAUGCUCCCGUCUCCAGAAAGGCUGAGAGUGAGCGCACUCUCUGGGUCUUACAGCCCUUCCUAGGCUCUCUGUCCCUCAGGAUGUUCAGGGACCUUAUGAGGCAGGCCGCUCGUCUUUAGAUGAGGAAGCUGUAUCUUGAAUCCCACUUUUAGCCACUCAUUGACCUAGGAUGCUUAUCUGCUAGCUCCAGCUUAAAUUUCAUGAAUUCCUAGGAGCUGGACCAAAGGACCCAUCAGGGCUGGAGGCUGGGGAAGGGGGAGGGAGGAUGCUGCAUGGACUUGGCUCCCAGGCCGAGGACUGUACUCUGCUAAUCAGCACUGCUGGUAAUUGGCUUACUCCCUGCAGACGGCUAUCUUUGUCUCUCAGAACCCUACAGGGGACCUUCGGGCGUCCUUCCAUCUUGGGGGAAGGGUUUCUGUAGGAAGGCAGGACUCUAGGGCUCUCUUGGGGGAGCUGAACAGGUGGGAUCUUCAGGUCCAGGUAGAAGCCAAAAACAUGACCCAUGCCCUUCUGUCCACCAGAAGAUUCCAGGGUUCAGAGACAGGCCUAUGUGGGACAAGACUAGGCCUGAUACAAAGGUGCUGGCUGAGUCUAAGAGGAACUAGAGGUGAUGUUUGAGUUCAGAAUGGGAUCAGGACAUGGGUUUUAUCAGCCUUAGGGGCUGAGUAUAGAGCAGCCAGUCCUGAGCAGGCAGGGCAAGGUGGGCCUGGCUGAUGGGGCAGCAUCUGACACCUGGGAUCUUUCCAGAAUGCAUUCCAGUCUCUCUUACCUCUCUCAGGCUCCUGAGCCCCUGCUGUGGUCCUGGACACAUAACCCAGUGCAGUACCAAGGCUACUGGCCAGAGGCUCUUACCCAGUUCCUACUCCACCCCUCAGCAUCUGUCAGUCCAGUCAGCCCAGGGCAGUUCUGACGCCUGCUCCUCGGCAGUGCCACUCACCCUGGGCGCCACACACCUUCCAAAAGUUGAGCCUCUCAGUGGCUCCUGCCAGGAAUGGUGCAGACGCCACAGUCGCAGACACCCACAUCUUUGUGCAAAGCUAACCCCAUGGUACUGCCGAGACGCCUUUUAAUAUCUGGCCUUAUUUAUAUGGGUAGUGACUCAUUCACCAAUUACUGUGAGAUGGAGAUAUUUUGCCUACUAAUAUUUAAAUUGCAGUUAUCUGAAGCUACUGGGGAAGGAAGUGAGGUCUGCUGGUUUGAGUUUGGUGGGAAUGGGCUCAAAGAAUAGGGCUCUGGCCUCUACCUGCCCAGUUGCAUCUGCCUCUGCCCCCUGCUCCAGUCAGACCCUGCUGGCCAAGGGCCCUGGGAUGCUUUGUAUACUUCCUUUCUGACAUUUGUUGGCGAUUGGGGUCUGGUAGGCCACCGAAAUCCUCCAGAGCUUUUCUUUUUUCCUUUCUGCUCCCCAUGGACCUCUGUUAGACCAGGGACAGAGUAGCCUCUGUCAGUGUUGAAAGCAGCUCAAGUACUCCCCUGCCUCUGUAGCUCUGUCUCUCUCUACCUUGUCCUCCUCCCCUGAAAUAAGGGCCAGUGGAGUAGAACCCCAGGAAGCUUAGGUGGGAAAAUAAGGGCCGCCUCAGGUCAUCGAGGUGUGCUAUGCCACAAAGCCUGGGAAGUUUGACUAGCUGUUUUCAGAAUCUCCCAUUUUCUUUUCUUCCACUGAGGUGGUACCACAUUGGGUGGGGGUGGGGAUGGAGGCUUUGUGCCUUGAAGACUCUAGCCACAGUUGAAGGGAAGCGUGGAGCCUCAUAUACAUACCCAGCAUGCCCUCAGCACCCACCCUCAGCAAGGCUAUCCUCAGAACAUAGCCUUGUACUGGCUGAGGCAGGCCUCUUGUCUAGGAGUGGCUCCUGGGUCGCCAGGGGUCUGAUGUGGACUGCCACAUAUGCAGUGACUGAGGGAGCACCAUCCUGCUCCUAGGUGAGUGCCUAGUUAAACUGCCCCCUGCCAUUUACAUGUGCGGUUCUGCUUCUCUUUCUGCUGCUGCCUCACAGGGUACUCCCCUACAUCAGAAUGCUCCUCACUCGGCCAGUCAGAUGGGUGAGUCCAAGUGACAUUAGAAGCUAAGGACAGGCUCUAGCUUUUGCCCAGCAAAAUAAGGCUGCAGGGAACCCUGAAGACACCAAAAGGAUUCUGGGAACUGACAAUCCUGUCCGAGCCCUCUUGCAUAGGCCUUCCCAGGUCCCCAGACAACUGCUUGGCGUGGCAUGCCUCAGCAUAAGCCCUUGAUAGGGGUUGGGGCAGCCCUGGGUAGAGGCAGGGCCGUGCAAGGGGCUGGCUGUUGCCUCGCGUCACUUAAAUAGGACUGGAGACAGACCAGCUGCUGUGCCUGGAACCCAGUGAGUGGGGACUGGAUCCUUUACUCACUCAUUUAGGAUCCAGCAUGUUGGGAAUUUCCAGCUCCCAGUUUUCAGGGGGAAAGAGGAAACACUGGCAUCUUCAGGCAACAUGAAAAGCCCAAAGGGCUGACUGCUGCACUGGGAAUCCUGAUAGACAGUGUCUCCAAUGACAAGAUCAGCCAGGGAGGUGUCUUGGAGGAGGUAACACCCCGGGAGAAAACAGAGGCAUUUGGACAGGCUAAGGAGGGUGUGUGUCUUUCAGUGUCGGUAGGGGAUUGUCCACCACCUUUCCUCCUGAUGACUUGUAGAUUGGUUUGGUUGGGGUCUUCUUGGUGUUGUGAAACAGGGUGUCCCGUGGCACAGUCCAGCCUCAAACUUGCUGUGUGGUUGGGGAUCUUAAAAUCAUGAUCCACCUGCCUUCAUCUCCGAGUGCUGGGACUGAAGGUGUAAAUCAUAUCAACUGUGCCUGGUUUAUGCUGUGCCGAGGACUGAGCCUAGGUCUUUGUGCGUGCUAAGCAAACACUGUGUGAACUGAGCCAUAUCCCUAGAUUCCAUUACACAUGUUCUAAUGACACAUAUUCCUCAGCCAGUGCUGACAGUACUGUUGCAAAUAGAAACACUUGAACUCUUGCCACCUCUCAUGAGGCAGCUCCAGGGACAUCCUUUUAUACAGAAACAGAAGCGCAAAGAGGAGUGGUGGCUUUUCUGGGGUCACAGAGCCUCACUCCCCAUUGGGUAGUUCUUCUCCAGAGUGCUGUGUGUGGGAACACUUUGUUUUGCCCUCAACACAUGAACUCAGGUAACCCCACAGCCAGUACUAGGGAUUGCCAAGUUCCUCCUGUUCUGCUGGUGGGGAAACUGAGGGAAAAGGACUGCCUGCACAGCUAGCCCAUGGCUGCAGACAGCAGUGCCCCAGCCCACACUGUCCACCUCCCACACGCACACCCCCACAGGCUGAAACCACAGCAAGGGGAGACACGCUUGUCAUCAGCAGUGAGCACUUCCGAGUCUCGCCACGUGCUGGUAGCACCUGCCACAUCCUCCCUGCCAGGACUUGAGAGCCUCAAAAUGUUCUGAUGCACAGAGAGCCUUUUUUUGUACAAGAAGUAAAAUUAUUUUCAGCCUGUUGUCAGGCAGCUGUCAAAAGACAUGGAAAUGAAGGGCUUAGUGAGUCUCUGAGAGGAAGUCCCACGGCCAGGGUGGGUGUAGGGACACAGGCUGUUGGCCAUGCAAGUUGUAGAAUGGAGAGAAAAUGGUGGAGCGGGGCUCAUUUCAGGUUCACUCCCUUUCUGGAGACUGAUUCCAGGGGUCAUGAUCUGAUUUUUUUUUCCAAGCGUGCAUGGACAUUGAGUGGUCCCCAACACUCAUGGUGCUCUGCUCCCUGCAGGGCUGGAGUUCAGGUAGCCUGCUGCAUGGUUAGGUGUCUAGACUGUGCUCUCUGCCAUCUGAACAUGAACUGUCCCUGUCCUGUCUCCAGAGUAAAAUCAGGUUGGUGGGAGGAAAGCUUGUGGAUGUGGGAGUGAGCACCCAGGAGGAUGAGGCAGGAGGAUGGUAAGUUCCAGGCCAGGCUUAGCUUUGUAGUGAGACCCUCCCUCUAAGAGCAAAAGAGAAAAAGGAAAUGAGAAAGUUGGCGUUGACGGCUUUUGGACCCUGGUGUCUUCACACACAUAAUAUUGCGGCAGGGUGCCCUGGCACCUCCAGAACCUAGGUACCUUACACAGCCUCUGCAGAUCUCCAGAGAGUUCUGUGGAUGCUCUCAGGGAACCCAGAAUGGGACUGCCCCCAGAACAUUCCAGAAUCCCAAACCCUCUCAUGAGAAAGCACUGUGAAUAAAGGAUCUCUAGCAGUCUUAAAGAGAAACAGCUUUUGGUUUUAUCUCUCCUUUAAUUUUAAUUUUUAAUUCCCGCUCUAUAGUUUCUGGUGUCCUUAAAGAUGCUACCAGUAUUUCUCAGGGAUCUGCGGGCUCUCUGCCAGCCUAAGUCAACACCAUCCCAACUUUUCAGAGAAGCCAGAGUUGGCAAUAGGGAUCUGGGUCUCCAUGGUCACCAGGGUGGAAGACUCCAGGGGAUGGUGUAGACAGGUCUGUGCUAGGAGAGGAGGAGUUGAGCUCACUGUCUGUUGACAGACCUGUGAGCCAAAACCACAGCUGCUUGCAUGGAACCGUUCUUCACACACGACUGAUGCUCUGCCAGCCAUGCAUGCUGGGAGGCCACAGGCUGCAGUGACAUUAUAAGAUAAGAGAUAAAAUAAACACCUCUGGCUUUGUUGUCUGCAGCCAGGAGGAGAGAUUCAUUGGUGGGAGGUGGGGUACAGAACUAACAUCUCCUUGGGGUAGGGUGCCAUGACCUACCCUUGACAACAAGAAUCUCCUCGUGCUGGUAGAGACUCCGUUGUUGCUGGGGGUAUUCAUGGAUAGCGUGAGAGCGGGUUGUAUCAGAAGCGGCCCAGUCCCCAGCAGGAAUUCUUAGGGUACAGCAUGAGGCACCCCCACCUCUCCAUAGUGGAGCCUAUCCCAGGUGUACAGAAUUCUGACCACCCGGGUCACCACAAAUGCUCACACAGUCUCUAACCCACCUGCCCACAGUCCUGCCUGCCACAGCCACUCCACAGGGUCGCCCCAGCUCUAAGCUCUCAGCCUUGUCAAAGGAGCUUCGCUUAGCAGUGGACAGUGCAAACUCACAACUGAGUUUUAAUCUGAGAAUCAAGUGACUGUAAUUAACAACCCAGCCCUGCAGGGGACCUCGAUGACAACCCCUCUGCACUCCCCCACCACCCAGGUUGAGGGAACAGCACAGAAGGAAGAAAGGAAAGAACGCAAAUCUGGAGGAUAUGCGGAGCCUUGUGACAUGCCAUCUUGGGGACAUGACCCUGCCGUUGCUCCCAUGAACCUACAGCACCGAGGUCACCUGUAUAAGACCUAUGCAACGCCAAGCCAGCCAGAAUUCCAGGAUGGAUGGGAAGGAGCUCGUGAAUGGCCCCUCCCCUCCCAGCUGAGGGUCUGUUGGCAGUGAAUGGCUGCUGGGGGAGGGUAGGUCCCAUGUUCCAGUGGAUGACUCCACACCCCUGUGUAUACAGGCAACACUAAUUGCACUCCGUGAGCUUUAACAAGGGAAAGCAGGACUUGGAAUUUGGGUGUGAAUUUGGGUGCCUAAGAGGAGGUGGAGGGGCCCCUGGGAUGAAUAUGACCAAAAUACAUUGUACACAUGUUUAAACGGAAAAAUCUAAAAGUGUCUGAAGAGAGCGUCCUCAGGAGUGGGACUAUACUGUGGAGGUCUCUGUCUUAUCAUCUAGCAUCUUCUAGUCAUAGCCUGGCUGGUUUGCACAGUCCGAUGAGACACUGGAUUUUGGGGUUGGGUCUAGUUGGCACUGAGGAAACUGGGUGGAGACACGGUUCUGCUUGGGGCUAUUCCCUUCUCAGUGGACAGCUCAGGGUUCUGCACACUUCCACAGCAGUUGCUACUUGUGAGCACGUGCAUCCAAAGGAGCAGCUACCUCGUAUAUGGCUGGUGGUGAUGGCAGCUGGGGGCUUUGUAUCUGGGCCAUGUGACACUGCGGCCUUGCUGGAGUUUGGGGUUCUGCUCUAGGGAAGAUAGGACAGGGGACCUGCUUGAUCCUCACUCUUUUGACGUAUCUGAGGUCAGAGGCCCAGUGUGGAAAAGAAGGUUCUGUCAUGCGCCGUCAUCUCCUUUCAUUCAGAAAAGGUAUGGGGUAUCACACACACCCCCUGGGAAGAGGCCUCCUCCCACAACCUCCAAGAAAGGUCAGUGUCAGAUGUAGGAUCUUCUGGUGGGAAGGGUGCCUGUGGCACGAAGCCUAGCUUGUAGCUUUACACCCAGUUGUGGGCCCACAUUCUCUGCUCACACAGUGGCCAGGGAGACGCCAGAGCAGUGGGUGGCAGGGAAACUAGGCUCGGGUAUAGGUUUGUGCUUUCUGGAAGCUAUUGAUCCCCGACAGAUGGAGCAAAAGCACUGAGCAGCACUGGUGUCUCAGAGUAUCCAGAGUUCUGGAAAGUCCUCCAAGCUCACGUGGUUGUGGGCAUGACUGGUGGGGUCCCUGGCCUCUGGACUAGGGCUUCCUGUAUUCGUGGACACUGGUGUCACCAUCCCAAUAAGGCCUCCAGCCAAGCACUUCAUGAUCUAGAAACCUCCAUGUUGAAGUCUACCCAGGAAAGGUAUUUCUAGUUCAUCCCUAAAAGAUGGAUCCUUGUGGGUGAUGCCACAGGCAGAGGUCCUCCUGAAAUCGGCUCAACCUUGCCAAGAAUUGUCCAAAGGACCACAGCGGCCACACGCGUGAUGCGGCAGCGAGCGUUAGACAGCCGCUCUGUCUUGAAGCCAGCCGUUUUGAUGCCACCGGCUGUGACACUACAGGGGAGGAUGUCACACGGGCGGUUUUGACAUUGCUGACGAACCGUGUGGGCCCAAUGGAGAUGAUGUUUAAAUGCUCAGCCGACACGAAGCUCACACACAGACACACAUAGUGAAUCAGGCACAGUCUUUUUCCUCCCAGACAACGCCUGGCACAGCAUCGACCAUUCUGAGCGUGCCUGGGAUCCCAAGUGUGCUGAGGAAGGAAGGUGCCGCUGCUUGGGCAUGCCAGCCUCCUCUUCCUUACGCCGCCAUCUUUGUUGACAUAAACUGUGUCGACCAUAUGGAAUUGAAUUCAGUGUUCCAGUUGCUUUUUCCUGUCUCUUCUUUUUCCUUUUUCUCCCUCCCCCCGCCACCCCGGGUUUCAGAAGCUGUUCUCUUGGCAACCGCAGAAGCGCACUCUUAAUGACUGCCCCUGUGGUAGAUGCCCAUGCAGAGCCUGACCCUUGCACCCCUCCUCCUCUGGAAGCACCAUCAGCCUUGUGUUGGAAUCUGUCCCUCCCACUACAGGGCACAGCAAUGAGCGCCCCACCACCCACACUCCACACUCUCUUUGUCUGCUGUACAGACAGAACUUUCUCAAGGUGAUGUUUGGGGAGAACUUCCCUUGCCUGACUUCUGUUGGGGUGUGAAUGCCAGAGACACAUGGAGAAACAGCUCUGAAGGGCCCAUAUUUGUGGGCUGCCCUGUAUUCGGGUGCUUUACCUCUGACUACUUUUCCAGUUAUUAUUUCCCAUUCCCCUCACAAAGCGAAUGUAAGCGGCAGGGGGGCGGAGUCCUGCUUUCCCAGGGUCAUUAUCAGGAUGGGGAGGGCCAGAGAAGUAAUGCCACUUGCGUCUGAUUCUUUCAAAGGGAAAUAGGUCACUGUCAGAAUUCCUGAAUCCUGGCUUGCCUACCGGCGUGUCAGAGAUCUUCUGGUGACUUGUCUGAAACACGGAUAUUUCUCCCUUGACUUUCUUACCACAUCUGCUAGCUGACAAAUAGACUUGGCUUCUUCUUUAAAAAAAAUGUAAAAAAAAAAAAUAGAAAAAGCACAGUACUUUAUAUUUAGCCACAGGCGCACGGAGCGCCCAGCAGCAGCCGAGUUUCCUUGGAUAACUGGGGCUCCGGCUCACAAAUGCCUCCCGGUGUCUCCUGGCCGCCAGCUCGCGCGCAAUCGCCUGCUCCAUGUUAACCCUGCGUGGUGCUGCCUCCCCGAUGCCCUGCUUGCUCUCCCAGCAGAGUGGCACUGCUCACAUGAGGAUCACCGCCAGAGGUAGCCGGUUCUGAGAGCAGCCUCAGUCUGCGCACAGUUGCUUCCCAGCUGACAGACAGAAUAUGGGGUGGGCUUUGUCACCAGCACACUGGGUCUGGCAUGCCCAGCGAUGCUCGGGGCUGCAGAGCGCCCAGACGCCUGCCACUGCUCGCCGGGUCCCAGCCGCGCCAGCUCCGAGGGGCCGGGCUGCGCGCCUAGCCUUCCUGCCCGCCGAGAGGGUUAUAUAAUGAGCGGACCGCUGCCAAAGUCACAGGGAAAAUGAAGUCUUUGUUAAAUGCCUUCACCAAGAAGGAAGUGCCCUUCCGAGAGGCCCCAGCUUAUUCCAACCGCAGGCGGCGGCCCCCCAACACAUUGGCUGCCCCCAGAGUUCUUCUGCGUUCCAAUAGCGACAACAACCUCAAUGCCGGUGCGCCUGAAUGGGCUGUCUGCUCUGCAGCCACCUCCCACCGAAGCCUCUCACCCCAGCUGCUGCAGCAGACACCCAGCAAACCUGAUGGAGCCACAAAGAGCCUUGGAAGCUACGCCCCUGGGCCCCGCAGCCGCUCUCCCUCACUCAACAGGCUGGGUGGCGCUGGUGAGGACGGCAAGAGGCCACAGCCGCCACAUUGGCAUGUGGGGUCGCCCUUCACUCCUGGUGCCAACAAGGACUCCCUCUCGACCUUUGAGUACCCAGGGCCCCGGAGGAAGCUGUAUAGUGCGGUGCCUGGGAGACUCUUCGUCGCCAUCAAGCCAUACCAACCCCAAGUCGACGGCGAGAUCCCCCUUCACCGAGGCGACAGGGUCAAAGUUCUGAGCAUCGGCGAGGGCGGCUUCUGGGAAGGCAGCGCCCGUGGCCACAUCGGGUGGUUCCCAGCUGAGUGUGUGGAGGAGGUACAAUGUAAGCCCCGGGACAGCCAAGCAGAAACCCGUGCGGACCGCAGCAAGAAGCUCUUUCGGCAUUACACAGUGGGCUCCUAUGACAGCUUUGAUGCUGCCAGUGACUGCAUUAUUGAGGACAAGACGGUGGUCCUGCAGAAGAAAGACAACGAGGGCUUUGGAUUUGUGCUCCGAGGGGCAAAAGCUGAUACCCCCAUUGAGGAAUUCACACCCACGCCGGCAUUUCCAGCCCUGCAGUACCUGGAGUCCGUGGAUGAAGGAGGGGUGGCAUGGCAAGCCGGACUAAGGACCGGGGACUUCUUGAUUGAGGUUAACAAUGAAAAUGUCGUCAAGGUGGGCCACAGGCAGGUGGUGAACAUGAUCCGCCAGGGAGGGAAUCACCUCGUCCUUAAGGUCGUCACGGUGACCAGGAAUCUAGACCCUGAUGAUACAGCCAGAAAGAAAGCUCCCCCACCUCCAAAGCGGGCUCCGACCACGGCCCUCACCCUGCGUUCCAAGUCCAUGACAGCGGAAUUGGAGGAACUCGGCCUCUCACUAGUGGAUAAAGCCUCAGUCCGGAAGAAGAAGGAUAAACCGGAAGAGAUAGUCCCAGCCUCCAAGCCCUCCAGGACUGCAGAGAACGUGGCCAUAGAAUCCAGGGUGGCAACCAUCAAGCAGCGGCCCACAAGCCGGUGCUUUCCAGCUGCCUCUGAUGUGAACUCCGUGUACGAGCGCCAAGGGAUUGCUGUAAUGACGCCCACGGUCCCUGGGAGCCCGAAAGGCCCAUUUCUGGGCCUCCCUCGAGGUACGAUGCGAAGGCAGAAAUCGAUAGACAGCAGAAUCUUUCUAUCAGGGAUAACAGAGGAAGAGCGGCAGUUUCUGGCUCCCCCAAUGCUGAAGUUCACCCGAAGCUUGUCCAUGCCAGACACUUCUGAGGACAUCCCCCCUCCGCCACAGUCUGUGCCCCCCUCUCCCCCUCCACCUUCCCCCACCACAUACAACUGUCCCAGGUCCCCGACUCCAAGAGUCUAUGGGACAAUUAAGCCUGCGUUCAACCAGAACCCCGUCGCCAAGGUGCCCCCAGCCACCAGGUCUGACACUGUGGCCACCAUGAUGCGGGAAAAGGGGAUGUUCUACAGGAGAGAGCUGGACCGCUUUUCCCUGGACUCAGAAGACGUCUACAGCCGCAGCCCCGCCCCACAGGCUGCCUUCCGCACCAAGCGGGGACAGAUGCCUGAGAACCCGUACUCGGAGGUGGGAAAGAUAGCCAGCAAGGCCGUCUAUGUCCCUGCCAAGCCAGCCAGGCGGAAGGGCAUGCUGGUAAAGCAGUCCAACGUGGAGGACAGCCCUGAGAAGACGUGCUCCAUCCCCAUCCCAACCAUCAUAGUCAAGGAACCCUCCACCAGCAGCAGCGGCAAGAGCAGCCAGGGGAGCAGCAUGGAGAUCGACCCCCAGGCCACUGAGCCCGGCCAGCUGCGGCCAGAUGACAGCCUCACCGUCAGCAGCCCCUUCGCGGCAGCCAUCGCUGGGGCCGUGCGUGACCGGGAGAAGCGUCUGGAAGCCAGGAGGAAUUCCCCGGCCUUCCUCUCCACCGACCUGGGAGAUGAGGACGUGGGUCUGGGGCCUCCUGCUCCCCGGAUGCAGCCCUCCAAGUUUCCCGAGGAGGGUGGGUUUGGUGAUGAGGAUGAAACGGAACAGCCGCUAUUGCCUACCCCUGGAGCAGCGCCCAGGGAGCUGGAGAACCACUUCCUAGGUGGUGGUGAGGCUGGUGCUCAGGGGGAGGCUGGGGGACCCCUGAGUUCCACAUCCAAAGCCAAGGGGCCUGAAAGUGGCCCAGCAGCCGCCCUCAAGAGCAGCAGCCCAGCCAGCCCUGAGAAUUACGUGCACCCACUCACGGGGCGGCUGCUCGACCCCAGCUCCCCGCUGGCCCUGGCACUGUCCGCCAGGGACCGAGCCAUGCAGGAGUCCCAGCAAGGACACAAGGGGGAGGCCCCCAAGGCCGACCUUAACAAGCCUCUCUACAUCGAUACCAAAAUGCGGCCCAGUGUGGAGUCCGGCUUUCCACCGGUCACCAGACAGAACACCAGGGGUCCCCUGCGAAGGCAGGAGACAGAGAACAAGUAUGAGACGGACCUGAGCAAGGACCGGAGGGCUGACGACAAGAAGAACAUGCUGAUCAACAUCGUGGACACUGCCCAGCAGAAGUCAGCCGGCCUACUGAUGGUGCACACAGUGGACAUUCCCGUGGCGGGGCCACCCCUGGAGGAAGAGGAGGACAGAGAGGAUGGGGAUACAAAGCCAGACCACUCACCCUCCACAGUGCCAGAAGGCGUUCCCAAAACCGAAGGUGCUUUACAGAUCUCCGCUGCCCCGGAGCCCGCCGCUGCGCCCGGCAGGACCAUCGUGGCAGCGGGCUCCGUGGAAGAGGCGGUAAUUCUGCCAUUCCGCAUCCCCCCUCCCCCUCUGGCGUCCGUGGACUUGGAUGAGGACUUUCUUUUCACAGAACCAUUGCCUCCUCCCCUGGAAUUCGCCAAUAGUUUUGAUAUCCCCGACGACCGGGCAGCUUCAGUUCCCGCUCUGGCUGACCUGGUCAAGCAGAAGAAAAGUGACACCCCUCAGCCCCCUUCGUUGAACUCCAGCCAACCAGCCAACUCUACAGACAGUAAGAAGCCAGCCGGCAUCUCAAACUGUCUGCCCUCCUCAUUCCUGCCACCCCCCGAAAGCUUUGACGCGGUCACCGACUCGGGGAUCGAGGAGGUGGACAGCCGGAGUAGCAGCGACCACCACCUGGAGACAACCAGCACCAUCUCCACAGUGUCCAGCAUCUCCACGCUGUCUUCAGAGGGCGGGGAGAGCAUGGAUACUUGCACAGUCUAUGCAGACGGGCAAGCCUUUGUGGUUGACAAGCCCCCAGUACCUCCAAAGCCAAAAAUGAAGCCCAUCGUUCACAAAAGCAACGCACUUUACCAAGACACGCUCCCAGAAGAGGACACAGAUGGCUUUGUGAUCCCCCCACCUGCACCCCCGCCCCCGCCCGGCAGUGCCCAGGCCGGUGUGGCGAAGGUCAUCCAGCCAAGGACCUCCAAGUUGUGGGGUGAUGUUACAGAGGUCAAAAGCCCAAUUCUCUCAGGCCCAAAGGCAAAUGUCAUUAGUGAGUUAAACUCCAUUCUGCAGCAGAUGAACAGGGGGAAAUCGGUCAAGCCUGGGGAAGGGCUGGAGCUGCCCGUGGGAGCCAAGUCAGCUAACCUCGCUCCAAGAAGCCCGGAGGUCAUGAGCACUGUCUCAGGUACACGGAGCACGACGGUCACCUUCACUGUCCGCCCCGGAACCUCCCAGCCCAUCACCCUACAGAGCCGGCCCCCUGACUAUGAAAGCAGGACCUCAGGACCGAGACGUGCCCCAAGCCCUGUGGUUUCGCCAACGGAAUUGAGCAAAGAGAUUCUGCCCACCCCUCCGUCUGCUGCAGCAGCCUCUCCCUCCCCCACACUCUCAGAUGUCUUUAGCCUUCCAAGCCAGUCCCCUGCAGGGGACCUCUUUGGCUUGAACCCAGCAGGACGCAGCAGGUCACCAUCUCCUUCAAUAUUGCAACAGCCAAUCUCAAAUAAGCCUUUUACAACUAAGCCUGUCCACCUGUGGACGAAACCAGAUGUGGCAGACUGGCUGGAAAGUCUGAACUUGGGUGAACACAAGGAGACGUUCAUGGACAAUGAGAUUGACGGCAGCCAUCUGCCAAACCUCCAGAAGGAAGACUUGAUAGAUCUUGGGGUGACUCGAGUUGGGCACAGGAUGAACAUAGAAAGGGCUUUGAAACAGCUGCUGGACAGAUAAGGGUGGCUGUCCUGGGCCUUCACAGACUCCUUUCUUAUAAGUAGAGAUGGGCUUAUGUUGAAAUGUGUGGUGGCCAAGCAGAGGCUGACAGCACCAAUCUCUGGUCUGUGGGUUUGUCUCUGGGUACCCAAAGAAGUGCUGUGGAUGUCCCUUGGUGUGGCCAAACCAGGGCCUCAAAACCCAGCUCUCUGUGCAGAUUUCUUGGGUGGCUUCUGUCCAAAGGGACAGUAAGGGGGUGUCUGUCCUGGUCUCAGAGGCUGCCAUAGAUGGCAUGUGGGACCCUCUCCUCCUGUGGCAGAUACCAGUGUACUCCAGAUACCUCCCGAGGCCUCCCUCCUCUGCCUUCUGGGCAACUCUCACCCCUCAGCCCCGGAACACAGCCUUUCUUCAGGCCUUUGGCCUCUGGGUGGGUUCGUUGGCUCGGUCCCUCCCCUGUGCUUGGCUCUCAGUGAGCAGCCCCAGGUGGAGCCCUGCCUGAGCCAGACCUUAGAGAAACACUGUCCCAUCCACCUCUAGUCUGACUCUUGUGACACGCAUCUGAGCUUCUUUGGCCCCAAGGUCCUUGGCAGUGGUGGCUGUGUGGACAGGAUCGUGCCCAGCUUGCUUAACUUGCUUUCUUUACUUCUGCAAACUGAUUAGCAUAAUUCCAGGGUGGCCAAACUGAAGUCACACGGAGUUAGUCAAAGCACAAAGUCACGAUCCUGAGGAGGAGGGAGGCCUGGCCAUAGAGCCAGCCAAUGUGUGGCUGCCCAAGCACACAACCUCCUCCAGGGCAAGGACAGGUGUCUGCCCAGAGCACCUGCCCAGAAGGGAGAGGUGGGGGCUCUUGAAAUUUACUCUAAUUGGAUGUCUGCAGAGCUCCACAGAGGUCAGAACAGGUGAGCAUCUUCUUUUACAAGGACAAGAAGACCCAAGGUUUGGGGGAAGCACGGUUGCCAUAGAGAAGCUGUUGUCCUCCCUGGUGGCGGGUAGAAUGUCACGCCCUUCACCGCAUCAGGCCACAGGUGAGCAUCCUGAUAAGGCAGCACUUCGGCUCUCAGAGGCCAAGAAAGGUGGAACUCAGGGGCCUUUCUCCCUUCUCUCAGAUAGCGGGGAUCCCACCGGCUUGUCUUAACAUCUGGAUCUCAGAGAAGCCUGUGGUCAGGACCUGGUGGAGAACAGAAAGUGGGGCACAGGCUGUGGCGAAGUUUAGAUGUGUGCGGAAAGGAAGGUGGGGAGCAUCCUGGACCAAGCCUCACCUCAGGCCCGGCCACCUGAGCCUACCCUUCUUGCCCCCAGAUCUCUCCCUCUAAUACCUCUAACAUCCCAGGGAGGUCAUCGGCUGCACACAGCCACCACGCAGCCAGCUAGGCUCCCGCAACCCCCUCUCCCCCACACUCAGAGGAGACUAGAAUGUCAGGUGAUGGUUUUAUCAUUUCAGAACUAGCCCAGCCCAUCUCUAAUUAUAAAACAUGUUUUUCCUUUUUCCCCCCUCCACUUAUGCUCACAGCCGUGUGUCUGACGAGGCCUGGAACAGCACUACAAUGAAUACAUAAAAUUUAGCAAUUUAAAAAAAAACUUUCUUUACUGCAAGUUUAAAUACGUGUACAGAUAGUUCAUAAGCACAAUAUCUUAAGAAAAAAGUGGCCGGUCUACCGGGCAGCCCCUGUGCCACCUAGUGCUGGAAAGCUAAAGGAAAAGGGGUUGUGGUUUAACAAUACUGUUUCCUUGGGACAAUUAUAGAAGCAACCUUUUCAAAAUUACCCUUCCCUGGCCACUUCCUCAGAACCUGCAACACCGAGUCCUUCUUCAGCUUUUGCCACAACUUCAUCACUGAAGGGCAAUUAUUUCGUCAAAAGGAUUAGAAUCCACGACUCCACAGUUUCUCCAACAACAACAGACAGACAUGCAUAUUCGUGCAUGCGUGCGGACACACACACACACACACACACACACACACACACACACGCACACACCCUCUCAUGCAUGCACCACAACCCUUGAUAUGGAGACCAGGGCUUUGAACCUUAUUCUGUCCCCCAAACCCUUUGCAGGUCAACCCCAACUUCUGAAUCGUCCAAUGAGCUGGUACCAGGUGACCGUUGAGCACUUUGCUCUGGGUUCUGUCAUUCCCCACAGCGAGGCGAAUGAAUCAGUAAUGCUCCAGAGAUGUUGAGUCCAGACACUGCGGGUAGCCACUGAAGAGUUCAGAGAGUGUGAAAAUGUGGCCCGCCACUAAUUUGUCUUCCAAUGGGUGGUUCUUCAAAGUCCUCUCAGUGUGCCACAGUACUAGGUCCCUUUCCUGUGCCUCUGGUUGGCAUUACCUCUGUGCUCAGUGCCAGGCAGAUGCUAGGCAGGAGAGACCUGGUGGCUUGGGGCCCGCUGAACGUAGGCAGCAGGUGACAGGCUGCGACUGCCUUCUAUAGACUUCAAGCCACAGGCCUCCAGGCAGAAGCAAGCUGACUGCCAGCCCCGGGAGCUGAUAGGCCAGCUUUGCUUUGCAGUGUCUGGUCACAGAAACACAGCUGGACCUAUCAGAACUGACCCCUAAUCAUCCAAACACACAUUUGCCUCGAUACUGGGUCUCUGUCUCUGACAGUUGAUUUUUGCACAGAAAGCAAUAGUCCCUCAUUGAAGUUGCAGCCCACUGUCCCCCCCUCCCAUUUGGAACAUGUCAGGACCAGGCCCUACCCCAGGACCCUCCUCAGUGGUGAAUCAGAUGUUAAACUGCUCAUAAGGACCAUGUUACCACUAUUCCAGGUUUUAAGAUCAACUUUUGUUAUAUACUGUAAUUUAAAUAACUGCAUAAAUUUACAUGCCUAGUUUCUGUAAUAUUGUGUAUACAAAACCAAAAUCUCUCAAGCUGUAAAUUGUGUAUACCCGCCAGGAUCCCCACUCUGGGGCAUCCAUGCGCAUUUUAGAUUUAAUUCAUACAAUUAAAAACUCAAUGUGACUGCUGACGUGCUGAAACUUUACAUAAGAAUUAUUUGUGAUACUUUAGUUAAUAAAAUGGUGAGGUUUUUUUUUCCUGAGUUAUUGAACAAGCAAACAUUACCCAGCUGACCUGGCAAUGACUUUUUGUGUGUGUGCGGGUAGGGGGCCACAAAUAUUGAUUUUUUUUUCCUCCCAUUAGCAAUUUUGGGUUUUAAAUACUAACAUGGUUCACACUAUAGUUUGUGUGUAACAACACAUGUCACAUUAUCUUUGUUGCUGUUAAUUUUGUGCUUUUUUUUUAGACUUUAUUUAUUUAGAAGGAGAGAGAGAAAGAGAGAGGGAGAGAGAGAGGGAGAGAGAGCGAGAGAGAAAGUUCCUGUACUUUGCACUUUUCCCCCCAAAUCCUUCAAUCUCUUGUAUGGCAACCAAAAUUACUGUAAAAAAAAAUAAAUAUACUCUUGCAAUAAGGUUGUGGUUCUGAUUACAAAGGGGAAGGUGGAGCUGGCUCCCCCAGAGCAGUCAAGCUUGCCCUCGGAAAUAGGGUGUUCUGCACACUUCAGCCGGCUUUGCCUGGGCAAGCUGACAGGAUAGCAUCUUCCCUUCAGCCACUUCACCUCAGGCCCGUUCUCCUCAGGUGCCCUCAUUGUCUAAAUGGAAACCUUGUAUAUUAUUAGAGAAUUGUGCAAAAUGUCAAAAAUGGGCUUGUGUGACCACUCCUGUGAGCAUGCGUCACAGGCCUGGCUGUCCCUUCUGUUUUCAGGGUGGGUGCAGGGGCACCCCAGAGACUGACCCAGGCUUGCCUCCCUCUUUCCCAGGAGGAGAAGUGUCCUCACAGCAAUGAGGGCUGUCAGCUGGCCAGGGGCCAUGGAGCAGAAGACCUAGCCACUUCUCUGGCUGGCCUAAGCAGGUGAUGCUUCCACAAGCAGCGGUGGACUAAGGUCAGGAUAGCAAGAGAGAAUCAGGGUCUUUGGCAAACAGCUGGACCCGGAGCUUAGGGGCCAUCCGUGUGCCGCUCCUGGAAGUAUAUCUGAAAAACACUGAAUCUCUCUGGCCUCCUGAGUUCUUCCCCAACAGGGUCUCUCCUUGGGUAUACCCGUCAUCCAAGUAGCAACCACUGUGUCCUCAUCUUUCCCCUUGCUCCCUGUGCUCCUCCAGUAGAUUCUCCUAGACCACCAGCCCCCCCAGCUUCACUGUCCGGUGGCUUUUCCCAGACCCCUUGGUAAAUUGGGCAUCCAUCGGGGGGCAUCUACCGGCCCACCUUCUCUGUACUUGAACUGUAUUUGAGGCAUUUGCUCCCCGGGGGUCUGAACCGUGCCUGCACCUGUAGAGGUCCCGGGUGGGAACACCCUGGACGGAGGGAUCACUGACACUGGCAUUUAGACUGCCUGCUCUGGGCAGAAUCUGGCAGUGUCCAGUGCCCUGCCCCAGAUUCUAGCAUCCCCCUGGCUCCACCCUGCAAGUCCCCACUGUCCUGAUGAUGCUGUUUCUUCCUGCACUCCGGGACGUGGGUCUGCAGCUCACAGUCUUUGCCGGUUUGUAUUUAAAAAGUCACAGCAGCCACUGUUCGUGGCUUCUACUAGAACUCUGUUCACAGCCAAUCCAAAACUUUAAUAUGAGCCUUCAAAUAAAUCCUGAAUAGAAAAAAAUCGAUUUAAAAACAAAGUGUGUGCCUUGGGUGUUUUGAACUAAUCUGCGUACUACCAUACUGUAACUGUACAUUUGAUAAGAGGAUCAAUGUAUAAUGUAGCUGAUUUAAAAAAUAGUUCUAGUGCCUUGUCUUCUGAACUGGAAGCUCAUAUCAAUGCACAACCUAAAGAAUCGAAGCCCAACUGGAGAACUGAGUGCUGAGAGGAGCUAGGCCCUGGGCAGAGCCCUUCUCGUCAGAAAACUGUGGGAUACACACAGUCGGUUAUGCUUAAAAAAAUAAAAUAAAAUAGAGAGAGAGAACAUUGAAACCGAAUUGUGUUAUCAACUAAUUUUCCAUUAAAAGUGCUCUCUGCUA